AUUUAGCCUUUUAUUUAUCCCUCCGCGGCUCCGUCUCUCUCUCUCCCUGCGUUUCGCUCGUCCUCUCAAAGUAGAAGUGUCCUCCUCUGCUCGAACCCGAGAGAGAGAGAAUGACGGUAUUUCACUUCUUCAACUGCGCAAUUCUUACGUUUGGUCCUCACGCUGUCUACUAUUCCGCAACGCCAUUAUCAGAGUAUGAUACUUUUGGUACUUCUGUUAAGGCGGCCAUUGUAUAUCUUGGAACAGCUUUAGUGAAGCUUGUGUGUCUGGCAACAUUUCUCAAAGUACCCGAGAAUGACAGUUUUGAUCCAUAUCAGGAAUUAUUGAAAGCUUUAAUUGGAUUCAUUGAUGUUGCGGGGCUUUACUUUGCCUUGACACAGCUUACUCAUAGAAACAUAUCUCAAAAUCAUAAAUUUCAAGCUGUUGGACUUGGAUGGGCUUUUGCUGAUUCAGUGCUACACAGACUAGCACCUCUCUGGGUGGGAGCAAGAGGAUUAGAGUUUACAUGGGAAUACAUUUUACAAGGCCUUGAAGCAAAUGCAAAUCUAGUCUUAACUGUAUCUCUUGCUGCACUGGGAUCUUUGAUGUGGCUUCGGAAGAAUAAACCCAGGACCUUAGUUCCUAUAAUUUAUGCAUGUGCUGGAAUUCUUGCCACCAUGCCAUCCAUCACAAGCUAUCUUAGGCGAGGAUUGGGAUGGCACUUUCCUAAGGUGGUGGGCUUUGAACUGUUUGCCUCACUGGCGAUGGCGUUCAUUAGUUGGCAGCUUUUCUCUGCUUGUCAGAAACCAUCUGCCUAAGAGACUCAAGAUUAUUCCAGAAGAUUUUCAGUUUCAUCAAAGGAAGAAUUCGUAGGAGCCUGCGAAGUGGGACCCACUGUCCCGUUUGAUAUCCUGCUGACCAGUGCUACUGACUGUUUGUUGUUGGUGUUUUUCUACAUCAUUGAUAUGGUCUGUAAAAUUCAUAAAUACUCCAACUGAAUCUUAUUGGGAUGAGGUGAAUGGUUGAUGAUCUUGAUCAUCCAUCUUUUUCCCCGCCUUUGUACACCAAGAAUGUAUUCCAAAAUGGGAUUAUAUGAAGGGUUGGCAAUCUUAAGUCAUUAGAUUUUCAGAA
Molecule: messenger RNA, 1110 nt
Organism: Nelumbo nucifera (sacred lotus)
Lineage: Eukaryota; Viridiplantae; Streptophyta; Magnoliopsida; Proteales; Nelumbonaceae
Source: RefSeq, a predicted model, not a curated record